AUGGCUGUACAAGUAACAUUCCUUGUGGUAACUAUGCUGAUACUCCAAGUCCAUGGUGAGGUGUACAAGCCAAAGACUCUCACCAUCGGAGGCAUCUUCCCCAUGUCUGGCAGCUGGGCCGGAGGUGUGGGGUGUUUACCAGCUGUUAAAAUGGCUUUAGAGGAUGUCAACAACAGAACUGACAUCUUGCCAGACUACAAGCUGGAGAUGCAGUUUGACGAUAGUCAGUGUAAGCCUGGGCUGGGAACAAAGGUCCUUUACCAGCUCUUGUAUGAUAAACCAACAAAGCUGCUGGUUCUGACCGGCUGCAGUAUUGUCUCAACUUUUGUAGCACAGGCAGCUAAAAUGUGGAAACUUGUCGUGCUGUCGUACGGUGGAAGCUCUCCUGCUUUAUCCAACAGAGAACGGUUUCCGACCUUCUUCCGAACUCAUCCUUCUGGAACUCUCCAUAACCCAAUCAGAGUCAAGGUCUUCAAGAAGUUCAAGUGGACUAAAAUUUCUACCAUACAAGAGACACAGGAGCUCUUCACUUCU
Candidula unifasciata is the source of this 534-nucleotide messenger RNA. The record is from the annotation of a GenBank genome assembly. NCBI's taxonomy places the organism in Eukaryota, Metazoa, Mollusca, Gastropoda, Stylommatophora, Geomitridae.